Molecule: messenger RNA, 1825 nt
Organism: Phlebotomus argentipes
Lineage: Eukaryota; Metazoa; Arthropoda; Insecta; Diptera; Psychodidae
Product: protein FAM161A
Exons: 4
Coding region: 1-1812 (603 amino acids)
Biological process (GO): cilium organization
Cellular component (GO): cilium
Source: RefSeq, a predicted model, not a curated record
AUGUCUCACAAGUGUUCCGUGUACAGAAAUUCCUGCAUUCGCCCGCCCGUGAAUCCGGCCAGUCGAAGACCAACGCCACACUAUGAGCGAUCGUCCAGUGCAGAGACGGCCACUGAGGACAGGAAGAUUGAGGAGCUCCAUGGCGGUGGCAGGAGUGAAAAGGCUGCGCUGUGUGAGGAGAUUAUCAAGGAAAACAGUGCCUUUCAGUCCCUCAUGGAUUUCUACACAAACAUUCCAGACUACGGAGACUUGAAUCACUUACCCGAAGCGGAAUUCUAUCGACAAAUCGAGAGGCUGAAACUUCGUCAGGAUGAACUGAAGAAGAGCUGUGGCGUAGAUUCUCUGGUGGAAGAAAAAUGUCAAAAGCCCAGCGAUCCUCCAGAGGCAGUUUAUGAGCAGAACCCAAGGGACUGCGACAGUGACUCCUUCUACUCCUCCAUCCAGCGUCCUUCUAGUCAAAACCGCAGCAAAAAGUCCGGGAAAUCCGUGAGAAUCAACAGCGGCUUGAGCACUUUGCGAUCUGACACAACUCACGGAAAUCUCUCUGAGGAGGAGAAGAGUGGCAGAAGAUCCAAAAUGAGGAGCAAAUCUGCGAGUCCCUUUCGCAACCAAGUCACUGUGCCGCGACCUUUUAGGAUGACCCAGCGCGAGGAGGAAGAGAGAAUGCUGGAAGACCUUAUGAUGUCCACAAAGUGCUUCACUCCGCGUGAAGAGAAGAAAUCCGAUCCCAAAACCUUCAAGGCCAAUCCAGUUCCUCUAACAUCACGCAUUCCACUGUACAACUCCAUCAGAGCCGAUCAGGAGCACAAGAGCCAGCUGGCCAAAUUGAACUCCUCCAUAGAACUGCAAUCGCAAAUGAAGCCCUUCCAUUUCACCGACAAGGAGGAACGCCCAAGGAGUCGAUGCCUCAGCAGGAGUGUUUCUUCGACGAAUCUAACCACUCCCGACACAUCCAAGUCGUCCAAGAACUUCCGCGCCAAGCCCUGUCCCAAGAAUCUCUUCAGCAACUACUUCUAUAACAAAAUGUGGGAGGAUGAGUACUUCCGGAAUCUCAACAAGAAAAUCAGGGCUGAGGAGCUGCUCAAGAUUGCCUCUUUGCCGCCUUCGAUGGCGCGCAGGGAGUCAAAAACGCGGGGGGAUAAUCAGAGAAACGGACACACGCGGAGAAGCAGGAGACGGACAAAGAAGAGAGCAGCGAAUAGGGAGAAAAGCCAGCCCAUCUGUGAUCAAGGAAAGGAACCCAAAGGGAAUCCCGGGAAAUGCGCUGUAUCGCAUUCUGGCCAUAGUUCAAAUAGCUCAUCAUCAUUCAGCUCCCCGAUGCCAAUCUAUCCUAUCAAUCGCCCCAAUCUGGCGGCCACCCUUCGAUUCCAGCACUCGCGACAGAAAUUGCGAGAGCUCAACAAGCCCGAGAGUCCACCGGAACACUUAUCGAGGCAGCGCCACAUGGACUGGGGUAUUCGAAGGAAUCCCGCGUGGAAAGCCAUUUACUACGAUGGCACAAAUCUGGAAGAUAUCGCAGUGCGCGUCGCAACGAGAAGGGCUGAACAGAAGCUCUUGGUGGAGGAUCACAAGAUCAACAUGGAGCUGAUGAAGCAGCGUGUCCGAGCGGCUCCGCUGCUUCUCGAAGGCUCUACGUAUUGGGGCCCAAAGGUCGGUCAGCUCAGUCACACCUGCGCCAUAAAAGAGGAUCCAGCGCCGCGACGGCGCCGACCAAACUCCACUGGACCCCAAUCGCGCAACACUAGCAAAAUGAGCUACUACUCAGACAUGCGGAAGCCUUCGCGAAAGUGUCCCCACGAGGACUUGCUGUAGAGCCUUCGGAAGG